AUGACCAUCUCGACUCGCCGGACGACGAACAGGCAAAGAGAAGAGAAGAACACGGGCUGCGACGAUGACGUUCUCGGAUCGGAUCGGAAGGCCCGAGAGAAGAUGAAGGACGAAGUCGACCUUCUCGUUCUCGGGUUUGGUUGGAAAAGAAGAACGACGAACAACGUGGCCUUCUCGUUCUCAAGCUCGGCUGGGAAAUACAAACGAAGGCAACCUUCUCUUCUCUGA
Messenger RNA from Linum trigynum, 228 nucleotides. Lineage: Eukaryota; Viridiplantae; Streptophyta; Magnoliopsida; Malpighiales; Linaceae. The record is from the annotation of a GenBank genome assembly.